AUGCCGAAUAUUCCUGAUUGCUUUCAAGUUAGUGAACAAGACAAAACUAAAGCAUAUUGUACAAUUUGUGCGAGAGGUACUGGCCGGAAGUACAUUUCACUGAAAUCUGCAAAAGACCAUAUCAAGUCUAGUGUGCAUGUUAAGGCAGAGCAGCUUUUUAAUGCAGCUAAGGCUGAAGAAGCAGUCAUCAGAGAGAAGCAAACAGCAGAAUUAAAGGAAAGGGAAAGGCUCACCAAUGCUCCCCCUAUCAUGCUCAGACCAAUCCACCUCAUACCAAAGUCUGAUUUCUCUAAAUCAUUUCCAGAGGACCUUGCAAGCAAUAUGUUGGGUUCCAAUGACGAGUUCUGGGACUCAGUCAACCAUGAUCUAGGGCCAAGUGUUGGUCAAACACAGGAAAAUCAUCAUCGCGAACUUGAAGUGGAUCUUGAUAAAGCACUUGGUGUUUGGAAUUCAAUUGGAUUUGCAGAUGUUCUAGGAGAUUGCAAGGAAGAUGAUCAAGAAGCUUUGUUGCGACAGCAAGAAGAGGAAGAGCUUCUUGCCGAUGUGAUGGCAGGUGCAGCUAUGUGUGACCAUCAAUUCCAUCAAGUUCUGUAUGGGGCCACACAUCCAACAAGUUCACAUUGGGAUCCGUACGACUCCAAGACGAUGUGUAUUUUGGACGUACUUGACAACCUUCAACGACACCGUAUAUCAGACUCUCUAAUGAAGCUCAUUAUCUGGGCUCUAAAAGAAUGUGGAGUUCAAGACACCCCUUCUUUCUAUGCUCUACGGAAAAAACAAGCCGAACUAUGCAAUUCUCAAGGAGUACCGAACAUUGAAUGCAAGUCCGUUCAAGGGAAUAUUUUCUAUAUCAAUGAUAUUCGGGCCAUUAUUGCACAUGAUUGGACCAACCCUCAAACUCGCCGGCAUAUCCAUAUUUAUCCUGAGAUCCCUGAGACUGGAACUGUCACGGAAGUAUGGCAUGCUGAGAAAUGGAGGCGAACCAUGAAUCUGGAUAUCCUGAGUCCAAUGUUUGAUGGAGGAAACUCAAAGCAUUUCUACGUUUUUGAGCUGUCUAGGCUUAGGAAUGGAGAACUGGUUAUCCCUAUUCAUUGGCUCACUUACAAAGGCAAAGUGGUUGCUGAUGCUUUUUCUGUUUCUAUUAAUGAACAUUGUGAAGCACAUAUUAACGACACUGAGACUAAGUUAAUCUUAGCGGAUGAACUUGAGGCAAAUUAUCUUGACCUUGAGUACGAAAAAAGUCUUCCAUCUGCAUGGACAGCACUCUCUGUUGUAGCUGGGCAUAUAGAGAGAAUGCCUAACAAGUAUCAGAAACUAGCAGAUGGUGACCCCAUUUAUACAAGCUUUAUAUCUUACUUUGGCGACGACGUAUCUGGGAAUCGUUCCAAGUCAUGGAACAAACACAACAACUCAUACAUCACUCAUCAGAAUCUUCCCCGAAAGCUCCUUCAGCAGGAAUUUCAUGUUCACUUGAUUUCGACAUCUCAAGUUGCAACCAUUGUGGAGCAGUAUCAGAAUGUGAAGCAUCUGAUUGACUCUACACACACCAAUCCUAUUUGUAUACAGGAUCCAGCAACUGGUAAUCCAUCACGAUUUAUGAUUCGCUUAUACUCCGAUCCAUCAGACAAUCCAGCACAAAGUGACGUUGCAAGUCAUAUUGGAGCAAAGGGCAACUAUCCCUGUCAGAAAUGUGAAAUGGGCGGAACGGAAGACCAUAGAUCAACCAAUGAGGGGUUCCAUUCAAUAUUCAAGCCUGGUACUCCUCGGACAAGUGAAAGAAUCAAAAAUGAGUUGAAUGCUCAAGUCAAAUUAGCAUGUUGUGGAAUUUCCAAGCCUAUUCAAGAACGACAAACAGCAACAGGCACCAAGGACGCUUACACUCAGUAUUGGAUUGAUCAAUUGAUCAAUCGUUUUCGAGAUGAAAAAUUGACAAAUCCAAAUUCAACGACGAACGAGAUCCAAAACAAACUGUUGUCUUGGGUGGCAGAGAACGAUAAAACAAUAUACAAUGGAUUUCUUACAACUGAAGGGUUCGAUCCUGCGCAAGAUACUCCUAUCGAAAUUCUACACACAGUUCUACUCGGUCUCGUCAAAUAUAUUUGGCACUACACACAAACAAAGUGGACUGAGAAACAGAAAAUUAUAUACGGUCAAUGUCUACAAGCGACAGACACUGAUGGUCUUUCCAUUCAGUCUAUUAGGGCGGAGUAUAUUGUUCAUUUUGCAAAUUCCCUCAUUGGACGACAAUUCAAAGCAAUCGUGCAAACAGCAGUCUUCCACAUCUAUGAUCUUGUCGACACAGAUCACUUCCGUACCUGGAAGGCAGUGGCCACACUGUCGGCGCUGCUUUGGCAUGUUGAAAUUGACAACAUGGAUCAAUAUUGUCAUGAUGUUGAAACUGCGACUGCAAAUGUCCUUGAUAUGUUCGCAGUACUGGAUCCUACCAAGAUUCUACGGGAAGAUCAAGUUGCAUCUGCUUGUACAUCUUACUGA
Messenger RNA from Marasmius oreades (fairy-ring Marasmius), 2493 nucleotides. RefSeq lists its product as uncharacterized. The coding region runs from base 1 to 2493 and encodes 830 amino acids. The record is from RefSeq and is a predicted model, not a curated record. The transcript has 10 exons. Lineage: Eukaryota; Fungi; Basidiomycota; Agaricomycetes; Agaricales; Marasmiaceae.